CCUGCCUGGUCCCGUUUCCCACCCCUCCCAUCCCCCCAGGCGGGACUAUCUCAGCGGAGCCCCGCUGGGACCAGGUGUCCAGGACAAGAUGCUGCUUCGUGGUCUCUGGCUCUUCCUCGCAGCACAGCUGGCGGCUCUCCAUGGCAGCUCUGUACUCUGGCUGACUCCUAAGGACAUUCACGCUGAGACCAACCAAACGGCGAAGCUAGUCUGUGAAGCCAAAUCCUUCCCCUCUAACGCACGCAUCUACUGGCUGAGACAGCGCCAGGCCCCAAGCAUAGACAGCCGCCACGAGUUCCUGGUUGCCUGGGAUCCCACCAAAAAGACUUUGCAUUAUGGCAAGGAGGUGGAGAAGGAGAGGCUAAUUAUGUUCGGGGGAGUGACCCAAUUCUUUCUCAAUCUCACAAAUGUGAAGCCUUCGGACAGUGGAGCCUACUUCUGCAUGACCGUUGGGACCCCUGAGCUGACCUUUGGGAAGGGAACUCUGCUGAGUGUAGUUGAUGUCCUUCCCACCACUGCCCAGCCCACAAAGAAGACCACUCCCAAAAAGAGAAUGUGCCGGAACACAAGCCUGGUGACCCGGAAGCGCCCGCUUUGUGGCCCCCUCACCCUCGGUCUGCUACUGGCCGGUAUCCUGAUUCUGCUGGUGUCCUUGGGUGUGGCCAUUCACCUAUACUGCCGUCGGAGGAGAGCCCGGCUUCACUUCAUAAAACAGUAAGUGCUUGGGGUCUUAGAGAAGUGGCUGUGACCCGGCCCUGGGUGGGGUCCUAACUUCCUCAGCCCCUGCUGUGGCUCACAGCCUCCAACUGCAAGGAGCCCAAGCCAGACACCACCUUCAAAAACAUCUCAAACUGUAUAAAUCGAUGGCGUGAUAGAGUUCAGGAAAAGGGUAACUUAAACAAACAAUAACACUGGUUAGUAGUUGAAGUGAAUUACAAGUGCGGUAAGGUUCAGCCCUUAGCCCUCCUAAUCAUAACAAGCGCUCUUUACAUAGAACACAGCAGGGAAUCCCAAACUCUUUCCUUGCCCAUUAUUUCAUUCGAUUUGGUCCUGCAUGACCUAGGAGAGUUAUUUUUACAGAUGAGUUGAAAAAGUUGCUCAGAGCGUUUGGGAUAGUAAAGAACAGAAUUGGGUUUGAAAGCAAAUGGGUUCACCCCAAGGCCGGUGCCCUCCACCACUGUCUCUUCCUUCCCUGCUGGUGUUGGGUUUUGCACUGCCUUAGUUCCACUUCUGCCCUGGACCCCACCUAGGUCCCAGGAGUUGGCGAACCGACUGGCUGACUCCCAUAGACACAGGGGCUAAAAGCCCUCACCUUUUGGUCCCACUGAGCUGUGUAAACACAGGCAGAAGCCAAGAGGCUGAGAGGCCAGAGACAAUGGGCUGCUCCCAGCCUUAAGGACUUCCGGACCCCCGUUGGGCCAUGGACUAUGUUCUUGGAUUGCUUUUUCUUCCUCAAUAAUGGAAACUGUUUCCCAUCUACCUUUCUCAUUAAUUACAACCCCCUCCACAUAGUGACAUCUGAAAAACAAGAAAGCCCAUGCCUCUAGAUUGAAGACGGCAGUAGAACCUUGUGCUCAAGAGCUCUGGCUCUAGCAGGAGACAGAUCUGGACUUGAAUCCUGUCUGCCGCUCACAAACCAUGUGACAGUAGAUAGGUCACUUCACUUCUCUGAGCCUCUGAUCCCUCAUCUGCAAAAUGGGAUAAGAAUACCAACC
This is a messenger RNA of Hipposideros armiger (great roundleaf bat), 1715 nucleotides long. It is a transcript of the gene CD8B, whose product is annotated as CD8 subunit beta. Gene Ontology annotation, molecular function: coreceptor activity; MHC class I protein binding. The record is from RefSeq and is a predicted model, not a curated record. Gene Ontology annotation, biological process: regulation of immune response. Bases 89 to 718 code for a protein of 209 amino acids. NCBI's taxonomy places the organism in Eukaryota, Metazoa, Chordata, Mammalia, Chiroptera, Hipposideridae. The transcript has 5 exons. Gene Ontology annotation, cellular component: cell surface.